AGGGACAGACGCAUCAAUUUAAUCAAACCACAUAAUGCUGCAUUACUGCUUGGUCCAUAUGGCGUAUCAUUUAAGCCGGUGGUUGCCAAAACAUCAGAGGCUGAAAUUUCAAAUCAUAACUGCGAUUUUUGUGAUGCUUGUCCUUGCCCCUCAGUUGUAUGUUCUAACAAGGCCUAAAUCUUCCCGAUACUGCCAACAGCCUCUUCUGAACAACCUUGCAUGCUUCAUCAUGCUAUCUCUUGUGGCUACAGGCUUUGCAGUGGUGUUUACACUACUGGACCCAGUCCCUCAAGCCUUCAAAGCAGCCUUCCACGUGUUUGGAGUGGUGUCGUUUGCCGAGGGCCUCUGCACCACUGUUUUAACCGCCACAGCAACUACCUGCGCAAAAACUACUCCUGAGCUGUACUACAUGUCCUACCUGCUAACCUGGGCGUGUGUCCUGACUACAGCAUUCUUCCUGGUGAUGGGAGGGUUCUGGGUAUCUAACACACUGCAUCCUGGCUGGGCCCUGGACAGGUACUCCCAGAGUGGGGUGUGUUAUGAACCAGUCCACAGCUGGUCCUGCCUAUGGCAUGUCUGACUACACAGCAGAACCACGGCGACAUCUAUAAUGCAUUCCGGUUCCAUAGCAAUGCCUCAACAACUGAAAGCUGGAGAGUUCUGCAUGGUUACAUGCAAUAUCCAAUUACUGAAAGGCUCUGAAGACAAUGUGGAAGCUGUACAGAAGCCCAAACCAAACAUCAAAAUUGGAAGUGGAAGUAGAAGUCCCAGAGGGCCACAGUAUUGCACAUUUUUGCUUAUACCAACUACCCUAAUUUAGUUGGCUAAUAAAUUCUAUAUGCCAAUGCCAGUUCAGUCAUAGAUUAGACCACAGUAAAACAUUCCAUAGAAGGGAAGCAAAACGGUUAUCAGUUGUCAUUCAUGAGCUAAAAAAUAAACUUAGCUAAAAAUGUCAGAUGUCAGCCUAUAAAAGGCGAAUUAAAUACUGAAGAGCACAAAUUAAAUCCAGAAACAGACACAGUUCGCAUUGCUCACUGCUGAAUUAGGCUAAGAGGGUUUUAAUAACUGAACGUAAAUCAUGUUUGGAAUCUUAAAUAAUAAGAUUUGCGUUUAGUAGACAAAUUAUCAUAAAACAACGUACGUGCCUCCAGGAAAUGGCAAGGAAUGACUUCGGUUUCAAUCUGACAAGUUAGUUAGCUAAUGCAACGAGUUAUAAGCUAGCUAUAUUAUCACAUUUCCAAUACAAAAACAUAUGCACUCUCUGUUCACUGCCGCAACCUGUAGUAACCUAGAGAGGUAUUCAAAAUACAAUGUAAUACUCCGAAAUUUGACAGCUUUUCAAGCUACGUUAACUAUUUGAGUCGGAUGAACCACCUCAUUAAGAAAUUCAAUGAGCUAGCUAGCUAGCCAGCUAAUUCUUUUGAUUGCCCAUGUUCCCAACUCACUGUCUAGCAAGACACCCACCUAUCACAACAGAUUGCAAUCAAUUCAGCGUAAACCUUGCAAGCCACAUUUACGCAAGCUUUGUACGAACUAGCAGCAUUAUUGAGAAUUUACUUACAUUGCUAAUACAUGUGUGAUUUGCAAGAAUCGGUUUUACGAUAACUCAUGCCAAAGUUUUCCUCUGACACGCUAACAAUAAGAGGACCACAAUAAGGAAGUGUUUGCUGCAAUUAGCAAGGCGGGAAUAUUCCAAAAUAAAAGACAGGAUUUAUACUUUUUCGUAAUUGUCUCGUUGCAGUAAACUACAAUGAACGGUAUUAUACUUCUGAUAUAAUAUUAUUUUGUGUUGAACACGAUUUCAGGCCUUCGUAAAAACAUCUAAUCACUUUAGUCAACCAUUUUUGUAAUCAGAGUUAGUCUCUGAAACUUGACAAGAAUAUACUUUUAGUUUGGUAUAAGCUUUCAGAUAAAUACCGGAAGUCUAAAACGGGAAGUCUUCAUGUGUACUCUCUGUGGUACGUCGAGAGGGUGUUACCUGGAGGCGUAACACUUGAUUUUUGGUUUCUUAUUUAUUUAUUUAUUUAUUUUUGGUUCUGAGGUUACUCACACGUUGGUCUGUCACAGUCGAAACGGGUUUUGGGAAUUUUAAUGCGAAAUGCGUGAAGUUGCUGCUUUAUUACUCUAGAUUGAACUGACAGUGGUGCGUUUAGCACGUGACACAAGCAAUAAACCGAAGACUGGCAAAUCAAAGUAUAUAAACUAUAUACUAUAAGGCAUAACUAUGUUAUUUUGUCGAUGCGGUGUGACGUGUGUUAUGUGCACUGGCUCGUGGAAUAGCACUGACUGAUAUCCACGGCAACGUGCAAUACAGGACAAAAAAGAUGGGCACGUACUAUCAAACAACAUACAGCAUUCAAAUAAAGAGUUUUGAUAUGA
This is a messenger RNA of Anguilla rostrata (American eel), 2379 nucleotides long. RefSeq lists its product as uncharacterized. The coding region runs from base 35 to 580 and encodes 181 amino acids. NCBI's taxonomy places the organism in Eukaryota, Metazoa, Chordata, Actinopteri, Anguilliformes, Anguillidae. The transcript has 6 exons. The record is from RefSeq and is a predicted model, not a curated record.